This is a messenger RNA of Vanessa tameamea, 1206 nucleotides long. RefSeq names its product probable pseudouridine-5'-phosphatase. The coding region runs from base 183 to 926 and encodes 247 amino acids. Lineage: Eukaryota; Metazoa; Arthropoda; Insecta; Lepidoptera; Nymphalidae. The transcript has 4 exons. The record is from RefSeq and is a predicted model, not a curated record. Gene Ontology annotation, molecular function: phosphatase activity.
UCAUCCAAACUAGUGUGAUUAUUAUAUUUUAUUAAACCUUAUAAAAUUAAGUUAAAAAUAAAAAAAAUAAAGAUUUCUUUUUUAUAAAAAAUAAUAGUCGUUAAUAUCUACUUUAUUAUUUUAUAUACCUAUCUAUAUUUUAUAUUAACAAACUUUAUAUAACAUUUUUAACCGGCCUCAUUAUGAGGGUCUAUUUGUUAAAAGCUGUCUCGAAUACUAUCAGAAAACAAUGCUAUUCCACCAAAAAUGUGAAGAAGGUUACCCAUUGCAUCUUCGAUAUGGACGGUCUUCUUUUAGACACCGAGCAGGUCUACAAAAAAAUGAUUACACAGAUCUGUGCCAAAUAUGGUCAUAAUUACACGGAGGAAUUAAUGAUGAAAGUUCUUGGUGGUACAGAACAGAGAUUGUCAGAGAUUCUAUGUAAAGAUUUAAAUCUUCCCAUAACACCUAAGGAAUUUCGUGAUCAGUUAUUAGAGUUGGGUGAUACUAUGCUUGCUGGAAGUCCAUUAUUGGAUGGAGCGGAGAGAUUGAUACGUCAUCUCCAUCAAACGAAAGUACCGUUCGCACUCGCAACAUCGUCUAGUGCACGAUCCGUCGAAACAAAAGUAGCUAAAUACAAGGAACUCUUCAGCUAUUUCCAUCACAUGGUUAUGGGUAGUACAGACAAGGAAGUUAAGUUUGGAAAACCGCAUCCAGAUAUAUUUUUGGUGGCAGCAGCUAGGUUCCCUGACAAACCUAAACCUGAAAAGUGUUUGGUAUUCGAAGAUUCUCCACACGGCGUGACAGCUGGCGUGUCCGCGGGUAUGCAAGUGGUUAUGGUACCAGAUCCUCACUUGGACAAGAGACUCACCACUCACGCCACUAUAGUACUACCAACGCUUGCCAAAUUCCAACCAGAAAUCUUUGGAUUACCAGCUUUCCAGUGACACUAUUGAUUUGUGUAGGAACAAAGAAAUAGAACUGAAUCCAAUUUUUAAUUUAUCAAGUAGAAUUUAGAUGAGUGCUUAGUAUUAUGAUUUUUAUGUACAAAAUGAAAGAAAAAUAGGGUUUUUUUUGAUUUUGUGUAAUGGUACAUGGUAGUGAUUAGUAUAGUCAUACACAGCCUUUUAUUCUGGUCACUUAUAAGACAACUUUAUGCCAAAGAUACUAGUGGUAGUCGAGGCAAAUGAGUGUUGAUGAAAAGGUAUCUAGUCUUUUAUUCAUGUA